CCAGAUCGUCAUCAUCAGGUCCUCGUUCAACCUAUAAUUACAUAAUUACGCAGCAAGCACACAUUACCAAACCGCCGACGUUAAAGAAAGAUUAAAAAGGAAACCCCCCUUGGGAAAAAAAAAAAAGAAAAAAUCAAGGUAGGGGCAUGAAAUCAAGACAAAGACAAAAAUGACCUCCAUCGCAACGACAACAACAGCUUUCCCGCCGCGCGCUCAGCGGGGGCAGCGGCUCUACUUUGCUUACGGCAGCAACCUCUGGAUGGAGCAGAUGGCGCGGCGGUGCCCGUCGAGCUACCUGGUGGGCCGGGCGGUGCUGCCGGAUUACCAGUGGCAGAUCAACGAGCGCGGCUACGCCAACGUGGUGCCGCGCGCCGGGUACGCCGUGCACGGGCUCGUGUACGAGCUGGACGGCGAUGCGGGAGCCGGCGGGACGGACGAGGCGCGGCUGGACCGCAGCGAGGGCGUGCACACGGGGGCCUACUCCAAGGAGUGGCGAGACGUGGUGCUGUACGAGGCGGCGCCGGCGCUGCGGCUGCCGACGCGGGCGUUUGCGGACGCGGGCGGGGCGACGCCAAUGCUCCGGGAGAUGCUCGGGGAGAUGCUCGGGGAGACCGGCGGAGGGGCCGCCGCGUCGUCGCUGUUCACCGAGCAGCGCCCGACCCGGAUCGAGCGCGACGUGCUGGUGUACCUGAGCAGCACCUACACCAUGCCCAGCGAACCGCGCAACGAGUACAUCGACCGCAUGAACCGCGGCAUCGCCGACGCCAUCGCCAUCGGCGUCCCCGGCGACUUCUUCGAGACCGUGGUCCGGCGCUUCAUCCCGGACCGCCCGCCGCCUGCGCUCUCUCCGCCGCAGCCGUACUAUUACCGCCCGGGGCGGUCGCGGGCGCAGCAGCAGCGAAGAUAAUACAAAUAUAUCGACGACGACGACGACAUUUGACAACGACAGCCGCCACGACCACCGCUACGACCACCGCGAUACCGGAGGCUCCCAAGAGCGCGGCCGCAGAGCCAUCAGUCAGGGAGCCGGGGGCAGCGGGAAGGGGAGGACGAGCUCGGGGUCGGCAGAGGCCCGCCCGCCCGUCAAGUUGAGGCCUACGGCUCCGAACCGAAGCGCAGGGAUGGGAAUAAGGGCAGGGGCAAUAAGCCCGGAAAAAUAUCGAUCAGACUGCGCUGGUCAGUAGCGGAGUGGACCUAGGUAAUCCGUACUUGACCUCGAGAUCGGCAAUCAAGGAGCCAAGUCAGCUAUGAAUCACACCCGGCGGCAGCGUAAAAUGUAGUACAGACUACCAAGGAGGUAGGU
Thermothelomyces thermophilus ATCC 42464 is the source of this 1303-nucleotide messenger RNA. RefSeq lists its product as uncharacterized. Bases 170 to 907 code for a protein of 245 amino acids. The transcript is spliced from 2 exons. The record is from RefSeq and is a predicted model, not a curated record. Gene Ontology annotation, molecular function: gamma-glutamylcyclotransferase activity. Lineage: Eukaryota; Fungi; Ascomycota; Sordariomycetes; Sordariales; Chaetomiaceae.